Pangasianodon hypophthalmus (striped catfish) is the source of this 3032-nucleotide messenger RNA. RefSeq lists its product as uncharacterized. Bases 146 to 1489 code for a protein of 447 amino acids. The record is from RefSeq and is a predicted model, not a curated record. The transcript is spliced from 8 exons. Gene Ontology annotation, molecular function: NADP binding; N,N-dimethylaniline monooxygenase activity; flavin adenine dinucleotide binding. NCBI's taxonomy places the organism in Eukaryota, Metazoa, Chordata, Actinopteri, Siluriformes, Pangasiidae.
UUAAUUAGUCUUAAGCGUUGAGGUAUUUGGGUAGAGGCCAAAGUGCUUAAAUAUAGCUGAGCGUUUUCCCUCCUCCUCCUCCUCCUCAGCUCCGGGGCUCAUGUUGGACUGGAGUAGUAGCUUCCACUGGCUUGUGUUAUAGAUCAUGGCUGGCUUGCAGAAGCUGCGCGUGGCCGUGGUGGGCGCAGGGGCGGCGGGGCUGUGCGCCGCACGUCACCUCCUCGCGCGCCAGGACCUGUUCGCACCGCCGGUGAUGUUCGAGAUCACCAAGCACGUGGGCGGCACGUGGGUUUACGAAGAGCGCGUGGGCCGCUAUGACAACGGCCUGCCUAUCCACAGCAGCAUGUACAGGGACCUCAGAACCAAUAUUCCCAAAGAGGUCAUGUCAUUUCCUGAUUUCCCCUUCGCAAAGCAUCUUCCUUCGUUUGUCCAUCAUACAGAAGUGCGCAAGUACAUCGAGCAGUACUGUGAUCAUUUCCGCCUUUGGGACCACAUCAGGUUUGGCACGAAUGUGGACGCAGUGGACCCAGUAAACGUGAAGAGUGGCUGGAAAGGUUUGGCAUGGGACAUCACCAGCAGUGAUAGUGUGGACCGGAGCAAAUCCAUCACAGAGCGCUUUGAUGCUGUUAUGGUGUGCAAUGGACAUUUCUUUGACCCGUACAUCCCUGAUAUACCUGGACUGAAGAAGUUCAAAGGUAUGUUGAUGCAUAGCCAUGAUUAUCGGAGUGCAGAGCCCUUCGCAGACAAGUCAGUGCUGGUGCUCGGUGCUGGUCUUUCUGGGCUGGACAUUGCUAUGGAACUCGCCAACGUCAAUGCUAAGGUGAUCCUAAGUCAUGGUCAGAAGCCCCUGACUUGCCCCAUGCCCCAGGGAGUGGAACAGGCUCCUCCAGUAAGCAAAGUGCUGGAGGAUGGCACUCUGGAAUUUCAGGAUGGGAAGCAAGCAGAGCCAGAGGUGUUUUUGCUCUGCACAGGCUACAACUUUGUCUUCCCUUUUCUGAAUGAGCAAAUCGGAGUGCAGGUGAAAGAGCACUUGGUCUAUCCUCUCUACAAGUUUCUGAUACCUCCUGCCUAUCCAUCACUCUUCAUUGUAGGCAUCUGCAGAGCCAUAUGUCCCUUUCCACACUUCCACAUACAGUCUCAGUUUGCCAUCUCUGUGCUGGAUGGUUCGUUCUCCCUCCCCUCACGUGAAGAAAUGGAAAAGGAUUUUGAGCUGGACGUGGCUGCUUGUCGAGCUCGUGGUGUCGCCACCCGACACAUCCUCAAACUGGACUCUGAACAGUGGGCCUAUAAUGACCAUUUAGCCCACUUGGGUGGCUUCCAGCCCCUUCCUCGCUACUGGAGCAAUCUGUAUGAGUCCAACAAGGUUUUCCGUACCCGGGAUAUGCUCAACUAUAAAACCUACAACUAUAAUGUACUCAGUGAGACAGAGUGGAUGGUGCAGAAUCUGCAAGGACAACAGGUGGAAAAACCACAACUUAAACAUAUAUAAUUAGAUCAGUGAAGGCAUUUACUAUGCACCCUUCAAUUGAAAAUGAAUGUAGUAGCUUAUUACUAUAUUUGAGUUACUGUGUCAAAUUAGUACUUUCUGACUACUGGUAUUAGAGACUGAUGCCAGUUUAGCAACUUGAACUACUCAGGGCUCAGUGCCACAAAACCAACACAGCAGGGGGUACCAUUUAUAUAAUAGAGUGAGCAUCUCAUUAAACGUUUUCUCUACCAUUUUACAUGAUCUUACCUUUAUUAUGGUUAUAGAUAACUCGGCCAUAUACAUUAAAAGAAAUUUUAAAAAAUACUCAAUUCAGUUUCUGUUUUAAUUUUACUUACAUUUUACAGCUAACGGUGUUUAUACAACUCCUAUUUCAUGAGUGAAAAUGUUUAAAAUUUUAUGCAUUUUGCUGUAUGGUUGACUAAAAAUUCACUAGUUACACAAACAUUGUUGUAACUCUCUGGGCAGUCUUGCAGGAUAUAUAUAUAUAUAUAUAUAUAUAUAUAUAUAUAUAUAUAUAUAUAUAUAUAUAUAAUUUGUAGUUUGUCUAUAAAAAAAACUUAAAAUCAAUUUGGCAAACUUCAAAAGCGUACGAAAACUUUACAAAAAUGUUCCCAGAAUUAGUUUUUGUAGUUACAAAAAUUGUACCUAAAAGUACCUUUGGUGAAAGUUCUUUGUCAGUUGUCAUAUAACCAUGAGAGAACCUUGUUUUAAAGUUCCUUUAAAACGCUUUGGGAACUGCUCUUUCGAUGUUAACCAAAAUAAAUGCUCCCAGAACGUUAUGAAAUAAGAGCCAAAGUGGAACCAAAUGCUAACUUUGAGGAAGGAACUAACCCUUGCAGGGUGGCGCACAGUAACACUGCUCAACGUGACGUCAUAAUACGACUAGUAUUCACAUUACAAGAUGAGGGACAGGACUGAGGGAGAUUAAUGGUGCUGCUGAAAAGGCACCGCUGGGAUUCGAACCCAGGAUCUCCUGUUUACUAGACAGGCGCUUUAACCAACUAAGCCACGGCGCCGCGGGUAUAGGGUUAAAUCAGAGUAUCAUGAACACGCAUCACGCGUGUCGUCGUUCUAAUGGGCCAAAGGUUAUUUGAACCUUUAGGUUCAAAUAUAGGUUUUGAAUCCUUAGGUUCAAAAAUAGGUUCAACGUUUACGUUCAAAUAACCUUAAGGACUAUUAAAGGUUAUUUGAAAUGUAAUGCACAGUCAAACAAAGUGUGCUAUUCAGUCAGAAAUAGAUACAAAUUACUAACUACCUGCUAUCUUGCUGCCUACAGUUUUAAUCGUGUGUCCACAACACAGCCAUCUAGCUAUUUUAAAAUAGUGAUCCUAAUAAACGUUAGGUGUGGUGAGAUAAAUAAUGAUAUAACACCAAUUAUAGUAACACUCUGAUUGACUGACUGACUGACUGACUGAUUGAUUGAUUUCUGAUUUGUUGAAUACAUGUAACUAGUGCCCUAUUGGGUGGAUUUAUUAUUCUGUUGUUCCCUUCUCAGCCACAUAGUGGCAGCAACAUUGUAAUUAAAAAUGAUAACUGACGUGAA